Molecule: messenger RNA, 1670 nt
Organism: Tripterygium wilfordii
Lineage: Eukaryota; Viridiplantae; Streptophyta; Magnoliopsida; Celastrales; Celastraceae
Product: actin-2-like
Exons: 5
Coding region: 132-1340 (402 amino acids)
Source: RefSeq, a predicted model, not a curated record
GGGAUCGGAAGUGCCCGCCAAUUGCUUCGCUCACAUUUCUCUCGAAAUAAAGCGCCAAGAAGUCUAAGAUUAAUCUUCUUCAUCUGAUUAAGCUUAUUUUGACAGCAUAUAUAAGCUCGACCAAACAAAGAAUGGCUAAUGCAGAGGAUAAUCUACCACUUGUAUUCGACAAUGGAACUGGAAUGGUCAAGGCUGGUUUUGCCGGUGACGGAGGUCCAAGGGCGGUGUUUUCCAGUAUUGUUGGUCGGCCGCGACAUACACAUGUCAUGCCUGGGAUAGGACAAAAGGAUGCAUAUGUUGGAGAAGAAGCACAAUCUAAAAGAGGUAUUCUCAGUUUGAAGUAUCCAAUCGAACAUGGUAUUGUGACCAACUGGGAUGACAUGGAGAAAAUUUGGCAUCAUACUUUCUACAAUGAGCUUCGUGUUGCCCCUGAAGAGCAUCCUGUUCUUCUCACUGAGGCACCCCUCACCCCGAGCGCUAACAGAGAAAAAAUGACACAAAUUAUGUUUGAGACCUUUAAUGUGCCUGCUAUGUAUGUUGCCAUCCAGGCUGUUCUGUCUCUGUAUGUAAGUGGGCGAACAACUGGUUUUGUGCUCGAUUCUGGUGAUGGAGUGACUCAUACAGUUCCAAUAUAUGAAGGAUAUGUUCUUCCGCAUGCCAUUAUCCGUUUGAACCUUGCUGGUCGGGAACUCACAGAUGGCCUCAUGAGGAUUCUUACCGAGAGAGGGUACUCAUUCACGACUACCGCGGAGCGGGAAAUUGUUCGUGACAUAAAGGAGAAGCUGGCUUAUGUUGCUGUUGAUUAUGAGCAAGAGUUGGAGGACGCCAAGAGUAACUCAUCGAUCGAGAAGAGUUACCAACUUCCUGAUGGACAGGUAAUUACCAUUGGAGAUGAGAGGUUCCGUUGCGCUGAAUUACUUUUCCAACCAUCAUUAAUUGGGAAGGAAGAACCGGGGAUCCAUGAAGCAACGUACAACUCAAUCAUGAAGUGUGAUGUUGAUACUAGAAAGGAUUUAUUUGGCAAUAUUGUUCUUAGUGGCGGUUCAACACUGUUUCCUGGUAUUGCUGAUCGCAUGAGCAAGGAAAUAAAAACUGCUGUUUUAACGACCCAUCCCCGCGGAGGGUCUGUGGAAUAUCCAAAUCAGGAUUUUACAGAUGUUGGCCUCAGGCAAAGCAAGAUGAAAAUCAAGGUGGUCGCUCCAUCUGAGAGAAAAUAUAGUGUCUGGAUUGGAGGGUCAGUCCUUGCAUCUAUCAUGAAUGAUUCCCGCCAACAGAUGUGGAUCUCCAAGGCAGAGUAUGACGAAUAUGGUCCUGCAAUCGUCCACCGUAAAUGUUUCUAAGUAUAGUAUCUGUUGUGGUAAGUAUAUUUUUAUUGCAUAGAGUGAACAUGACAGAUAGAGUGUUAGAAGCUACAAUGAUUGAUUUAUACAAGCAUUGCAUAGAGUGAAAUAUCGUGUAGAGCGAACAUGGUGGAUGAAAUGUUAGGGGCAUCAUAUAGAGUGAACAUGGUCGAGGGAGUGAGUGCUAGGACUACACAGAACAUAGCCAAAUCCCAAACGAGGUGUUAUGGAGUGUUUCAUGGUGUUUUGUGAUUGUCCCGUGAUGUACUGAGAGUGAUAAAGUAGAUUGUAGAAAGAGGGAUAACCUGUUAGCCUUGUGGUCUUUAAUAA